UUUAGUUCAGUUGUAAUUAAUAGUUAAAUACCCGUUGAUAACCCCCGUUUCUCAUCUAAAAGUAUCAUUCUUAACAAACUUGAAUAAAGGGUAUCUUUGUUGUGGCUGGUCAUUUAUUGUCUUAUUUUAUUUUAUAAGUCUUUAAGUAACUGGAUAUAUCAAUGUAUUCCACAUGGCUUUGACACUGCUCAGGAAAACCUGUUUUGACGGUUGGGAUCUCAGUGUUAAUCUGUUUGAUGGACAAGCGUGCUGAAAAUCUGGUGCUUCCAGUCAUAUGAUAGUACUCCUUUCUGGACCUGCGGCCCUGGUGCUCUUCGACAUCCAGUCCACAUGCAGUAGUAAACACGUCUCUUCGUCCUGGAUCGAUGAAGAACGGCCUGUAAGUUGUUUCAACCUAUUCGUAGGUGAAAUCUUCGAGUUUCAAAUCAUGACCAUCUAUGACUACGUUUUCUUUUCUCUUCUGAAUGGAAAUGAAAUCAACAGUGAAGCCAUCCGACCGAACUAGAUUCUUAAAGAGUAUCUCUUGGCUUGGCUUGAGGUCAUUUAAACAAGGCCGCCUAAGAGCCAAUGAGGAGAUGGCCAAUAUGCUAAUUGAUGGAGGAAAAAAAUUUAAUAUAAGGAAGCGGAAAAAGACCAACAAGAACAAACGUAGAAAAAGAAAGCGUCGAAAAGGACAAAAAAC
This is a messenger RNA of Mycotypha africana, 682 nucleotides long. RefSeq lists its product as uncharacterized. The transcript is spliced from 2 exons. The coding region runs from base 275 to 505 and encodes 76 amino acids. NCBI's taxonomy places the organism in Eukaryota, Fungi, Mucoromycota, Mucoromycetes, Mucorales, Mycotyphaceae. The record is from RefSeq and is a predicted model, not a curated record.